AUGCCCCCAGGGCCCCCCAAUGGGAGCCACCUUUUCCCCUUCUUCUCGGACUUCAGGGGCCCCAGGCGUGUGCUGCUGAGCAGCCUGGAGACGGUGGUGCUGGCCUCGAUCUUCCUGCUGGCACUAGCGGCCAACCUGGACGGGAUCCACCGUCUGCUGGCCCCAAAGGGGCGGCACAAGGUGGUCCGUCUGAAGGGGGCCUCGGGCUGCCUGGUCCUCAACCUCUUCUGCGCCGACAUCGUCUUCAUCAUGGCCAUCCCCCUCAUCCUGGUGGUGCGCUGGACAGAGAGUUGGCAACUCGGGGAGCCUGCCUGCCACCUUCUCUUCUACCUGAUCAGCCUCGGGGGCAGCGUCACCAUCCUCUCCCUGGCUGCCGUCAGCCUCGAACGCCUCCUCAGCAUUAUUCACCUCCGGCCGUCCAGGCCCUAUAAGUGCCGUGUCCUCGCCGCCCUCCUCUUCCUCAUCUGGGCCUUUGCCGCCCUCGCCACCCUCCCGCUCAGCCUCUUCUUCACCGUCCAGCCCUUGCAACACAAAGGACGGGAGGUGUACAUUUGCACCUUGAUUUGGCCCAGCACUGCAGGAGAAAUCGCUUGGGAUAUAUGUUUUGUCAUCGUGGUCUUCCUCAUACCUGGGCUUAUCAUUGUAAUAAGUUAUUCAAAGAUCUUACAGAUUGCAAAAGCAUCGAGGAGACGUCUGGAUGCUGGCAUGGCCUACUCCGAGAGAAAUCACAUAAGAAUCUCCCAACAAGACUUCAAACUACUACGGACCCUAUUUGUGUUGAUGAUUUCAUUCUUUGUCAUGUGGAGCCCAAUAAUCAUCACCAUUCUCCUCAUUUUAGCACAGGAACUCAAACCAGAUAUGAACAUUGAGCCUUCUUUCUUCUUCUGGAUAAUGGCUUUCACUUUUUCCAAUUCAGUUGUGAAUCCGGUUUUAUAUAAUGUAGCCCAUUUCAAACGUGAGUGGAGGAAAAUAUUUUUCUGUUGCCCAGGAUCUCCUGGGAAGAAAGAGGCUGUGACAGACACAACUCCAGGGAAUCAUAUCAAUGGACAUUGCACCGUGUCUGUUAUUUACAGAUAACUUUGUGUGGUGGUUCUGACAAAGAUAAUCUGACCAGCUU
This is a messenger RNA of Sceloporus undulatus (fence lizard), 1117 nucleotides long. RefSeq names its product free fatty acid receptor 4 (gene FFAR4). NCBI's taxonomy places the organism in Eukaryota, Metazoa, Chordata, Lepidosauria, Squamata, Phrynosomatidae. Gene Ontology annotation, biological process: G protein-coupled receptor signaling pathway. The transcript has 3 exons. Bases 1 to 1077 code for a protein of 358 amino acids. The record is from RefSeq and is a predicted model, not a curated record. Gene Ontology annotation, molecular function: G protein-coupled receptor activity; peptide binding. Gene Ontology annotation, cellular component: membrane.